CAUCGCAUAUUAAACGUAAUGGCUGAAGGUGGAACCUCUAACGAUGUCCCCGACAAUCCCAUAACUCCGAAGGAGGCCCGGCUGUUAGAUUGUCCGAUUUGUCUGGAGCAGCUGCACGAACCAAAGUCCCUCCCGUGUUUUCAUUCCUUCUGUCAGGAAUGUCUGUCCACCUUCAUCACCAAAGACCUGUCGGGAAAGAUGGCGUCGGCGACUGCCUUCCCUUGUCCUGUAUGUAGGAAGAUGACACAGCCUGUCAACCCGUCUGAGGACAAGGAGAAAUGGGCUCAACAAUUCCCAGCCAAUGUAAUAGUGAAAGAUCUGGUAAAGUCCACGGCACUUGAGCCGAUGUACUGUAAACCUUGCGGGAAAAAAGGAAAACCUGGGAUCCCGGCAGCGAUAUGGUGUGAAAUAUGCAAGGCGUUCUUCUGUGAAAAAUGUAAAGUCGAUUUUCACGAUUGGAUUCACGAAGAUUGUGAAUCAGUAGAUGUAACAGGGAAGACAGGAAUUAUUCCGCGACAAGGAACAGAACAGAUCCGAUGUGAAAAGCACGCGAAGGAGGUCGAUUACUAUUGUGAGGACCAUCUGAUUCUUGGCUGUAGUAGAUGUAUCACCAUAGACCACAGACGAUGUGACGUAGUGACAACGACACAGGAAUACUGUGACAAACUGAAGACGGAGUCACGACUGGAGGAUCGAAAAGAAUCACUACAGAAGACAAAGGAGGCUAUCAAGUUGCUCGUCAAAACAUUUGGCGAGAAACUACAAAUCCUCCUAGAAGAUCAAAAUUCUGGAUUUGACAGUUUAACAGAUCUUCGAAAACAGGUCGACCUACGUCUUGACGCCAUGCAGAAGGACAUCACAGACAAACUGGUAUCGUCUUACAAGCAAGAAAAAGAAAAUUUGGACUUGUCUAUUAAGAAAUGUGAACGUCUGAUGUCAUCCAUUGAGAACACAGUAGAAAGCUCCGAGACAGCUGUUCAGAGGAAUGAUAGCGUAAACACAAUACUUAUGUACCAGAGAGGCCAGGUGGAGAUGGAGUCCUACCAGAACCUGAUCACGGAAAUAAGGAAGUCUUUUGCUUCCGUCAGAAUAAAACAUGUCGUCGAUCCCAGUCUGGUCAGGUUGGAUAAGGAUAGCCCACUGUCGUUAGGAAACGUCAUUAUAGAGGAAAAACCAGAACAGCUCCCAAAAGGAAUAAGUACCAUGAGGCCUUUGUGUGUAUAUGACGUGAAGGAGGUAGGCAAGUUCAGUAUAAAGUGUCCAUCAGAUGGGGGCGAUUGUUCUGCAGCUGGUAUUGUUUACUUACCUGAUGAUCAUAUCGUUGUAGGAGAUUGGAACAAUUACAAAAUAAAGUUGUUUACAGUUUCAGGGAAAUGUUUGGAUGAGAUGAAGGUUACAGGAAACCCGUGUGAUAUGUGUUGUGUAGAUGAUGACACUGUAGCGGCCGCUAUCGACAAUUCUGAAAUACACAUAAUCAAAGUGAACCAUGCAAAACUAACAUUGUCUUCCAAAAUAAAACUUUCUAUCGGAGCAAACCCAUAUGGUAUCACUUACUCAAAUGAGACGUUUACUGUGAGUACUCCGACCGAUGUGUAUAGAGUCAGUAAGGAUGGGGUUAUGAACAAAAUUGCUUCCUAUCCAAACAACUGCUGGCAUCUUGCGUGCGACCCAAGGACAGGACAGAUAUAUGGAAGUCAAUAUACAUCCAAGGAUGGUAAUGCAACUGUAUACAGACUGUCAGACGGUAAACAUACAAGCAUAUCAAAAGUUGGUAUGCUGAAGGACGCGUUUGGUGUUGACGUCGACGGUGACGGCAAUGUGUACGUGUGUGGGUGGGCGUCAAAUAACGUGGUUCAGAUGUCAGGUGACGGGACAAACGUCAGAGAGCUGCUGACGUCAUCACACGGUGUAGACAAACCGAAGGCGAUAUCUCUGUGUGGGAACAAAUUCGUCGUUACAAACCAAUCAUCACAAAAUCGUAAUGAAGUGCGAGUGUUUGAACUUUACUGAUCAGUAACUAUGACAGUUGGUAACAGUAACAGUAUUCUGAUAUGGUCGGACGUGAGAUGUAUUCGGGCCCUUGAAGCUUUUUUAACAAAUUAACAACAAACUCUAGCAUUCCUGAUAUAUAACUAGAGUGGAUGUAGGCCCAGUACUCACUGGUUAAUCCUGCUGAUUAUUGAAUACAAAUACAAUCAAUCCAGAUAACAGUUUGUGUAGAGAUAGCAUUGUGUGAAUGCAAGGAAGUUGAGUUUUAUACAAUGAGGUAAGCUUACAUGUCCAAAGGGCAAAUGAGCUUAUAUCGUGGCGCGGCGUCCGUCGGCCGUCGGCCGUCGUCCGUCAGACUGGCGUCAAUAUUUCCAUUUUUUUUCGAUAACCAAGAGGCUCAGAAACAUGCUAUUGGGCCUGUAACAUGCUUCGACAAAGACCUACUAAAUUUGUUCAAAUAAAUGAACUUGAUCUACUUACUUAAAGGGGUCAAAUGUGCUGAAAUCUUUUUCAAUAACAAUGUGAUACAGGAUCAUGAUAUUGGAGCAGUAGCAUUCUGGAAUAAAGGAGUACCGAGUAUGUUCACAUGU
This is a messenger RNA of Pecten maximus, 2579 nucleotides long. Its product is annotated as E3 ubiquitin/ISG15 ligase TRIM25-like. The coding region runs from base 19 to 2010 and encodes 663 amino acids. The record is from RefSeq and is a predicted model, not a curated record. NCBI's taxonomy places the organism in Eukaryota, Metazoa, Mollusca, Bivalvia, Pectinida, Pectinidae. The transcript has a single exon.